AUGGUGGUGCGUAUUCGGUCAUACUGGCCACAUCGAAGACUGUGUUGUCAGUGCAGACACGAGAGCGGCGGCCGGUGCUGCCCGCCACCAACUGCCGCCGCCCCCGCCGCCAGCAUGACGAUGGACCUGAACGUGUCGUCGCGGGCGCCGCUGUGCUCUCCGCCGCUGGCGCUGGACAAGGCGUCGGCGUCGUCGCCGCCCGUGUCCGCCCCCUCGCCCGUGUCGUCGUCGGCCCCCGGCAAGCGCAGCUUCGACGUCGCCUUCCUGGUGGGGCCCGACGAGCGGCUGGAGGCGGCGCGCAGCGGCAAGCAGGCGCGGGCCGCUGACGCCCACCCCCACCCCCACCCCCAGUGCCACCCCCACCCCCAGGGGCAGGGGCAGGCGCAGCCACACGGCCAGCUGCGGGUGGUGACGGCGAGCGCGCUGCUGCGCCGGCCGCCCGCGCCGCCCUCGCCGCCCCCGCACCAGCCGCCGGCCCCGCAGCUCUACUACCACUCCGAGGACUACAUCCGCAGCGCCUUCACCAAGGUGGUGACGAGCAGCGGCGGCGGCCGCGACCCGCUCCCCCUGCCGCUGUCGCUGCCGCUGUCGCUGUCGCCCGCCUCCUCGCUCUCGCUGUCUCCGGACCCGCCGCCGGUGCCCGCCUCCGCCGCCGCGGCGCCCUACCACAGCCCCGGGCCCGGCCACGCCGCCUCCGCCUCCGCCACGCCCGAGUCGCCGCCCCCGCCGCCCAAGCUGGGCCCUCUCCCGCUGGCGCUGCCGCUGCCGCCGCUGCUGCCGCCCUCGGUGGCCGUCUCUUCCGCCUCCGCCGCCCUCAAACCGCCGCCCCCGUCUGCAGCCGGCGCCUCCUUCCUGCAGCCACCGCACUCCAGGCACCACGACGUCACCAACGGCGGUGCCGGCGUCACCGUACACGCCAAGGGCUCUGGGGGCAGCGAGCUGCUGCUGAAGGCGGCGGUGCCGUCUCUGGGGGCGGGCAUGGGCCCGCGGCUCUACCCCGGCGGCGUGUCUGGCCACGAGGCGUACCUGCCGGCGCUGUGCUACCCGCCGUUCGCCGACCUGCUGGUGGCCGCCGCGGCGCUGCUGCCGCCGUCGCUGGCGGCGCUGUCGCUGCCGGCGCAGAACGUGUGCGCCAAGUGCAACGUGAGCUUCCGCAUGACGUCGGACCUGGUGUACCACAUGCGGUCACACCACAAGGGCGAGUCGCAGGCCGAGGCGCUGCGGCGGCGGCGCGACCAGGACAAGCUGCGCUGCCCCGUCUGCGCCGAGACGUUCCGCGAGCGCCAUCACCUCACGCGCCACAUGACGGCGCACCAGGACAAGGAGGGCGACCUCGUCGACGACAAGUGA
This is a messenger RNA of Schistocerca nitens (vagrant locust), 1350 nucleotides long. RefSeq lists its product as uncharacterized. Gene Ontology annotation, biological process: regulation of DNA-templated transcription. The record is from RefSeq and is a predicted model, not a curated record. Gene Ontology annotation, cellular component: nucleus. The transcript has 4 exons. Bases 1 to 1350 code for a protein of 449 amino acids. NCBI's taxonomy places the organism in Eukaryota, Metazoa, Arthropoda, Insecta, Orthoptera, Acrididae.